Molecule: messenger RNA, 1070 nt
Organism: Triticum aestivum (bread wheat)
Lineage: Eukaryota; Viridiplantae; Streptophyta; Magnoliopsida; Poales; Poaceae
Exons: 2
Coding region: 192-572 (126 amino acids)
Source: RefSeq, a predicted model, not a curated record
GCCAUCCACCCGCAACCACCUGCCCUGAUCUCAGCUCCGACGAGAAGCCAGCAAAGAAUCAAGAAGAGUCAGACGUCCAAGCCACCCUGGCGAACGAAUAAGUUGGCGGGAUGUACCGGUGGAGAAUCUACCGCAAAUGUUGCUUUGAGAUUGAUGUGGCAGCUGGUUGCCGGUAAAAUGAGCUUUGCGCCAUGGCGAACCCAUCCACGAGCUUGAGGUCAUCGUGCGCGGCUCCCGGUGGCUGUAAGCCUAAGCUCACCUGCCUCUGCUCGCCGACCAACCACCCGGGCUCCUUCCGCUGCAGUCGCCACCGGAGCCCGCUGUCGUCGUCAGGCCGCGUCUCGCAGCAGGUCGCGUCAACGUCGGGCGCAAGCGCGACGGGGCGCGGCGAGGGGAUCAUCAGGAGCAGCAGCGUCGGCUCGGGCGGCAGGACCGCCAAGGGCCGGUCCAUCCUGCGCGCGCACCUGCUGGGGCUGGUCAGCCCCCCGUCCUCCGGCGGCAACGACCACCGCCGCUGCCGCGACUUCAAGCCCCGACCGUCCAGGCUGGGCCGCCUCGCCGUGACCGUGUGACCCGGUUGCUCGGCUUCGCAGACCGUACUAGGCUUAAGCUCACUAGUGGCGGACGGUGCGCCUCUUAUUUCGCGCGCACCGACGCAUGGAUCGGGUGCUACUCAUAGAACCAGUGCUUCUUUAGUACUGGUGGAGUGGUGAGGGACCUGUACACAAGUUCCCUGUAAUUCUUCCAGAGAAAUGGAACAGAGGAGUUUAUGCAUACCUGCGUCUUAAUUUGUGUGCUGUUCUGGUGGCAACUAUAAACACCAGUUCGACUGAUUCCUAACCAGAACUAUUCAGCCACACAAAGGUUUGUUUUAUCGGAUAUGCUAUAUGAGAAUUAGCAAAGUCUCAUCUAACUCCUACGCCAUGAUUUUACACAAAGUUUCAUGUGUUUUUUCUUUUCUUUUUAUGCUAAUGUCAUUAGUUGAUUCUCAUGUAGACGAGAGCUAGCCUCAGCCAUGUUUUAUUUUGUUUCGGUGCUGCUCAUCAAGGGAGCAGAUUUCUUGCUAUUAG